AUGCCACGUAAGCUACGUAAGAAUAUACGUAAGAGGAAGAGAGCAUUGAAACAUCCAAUAGUAAAACUGACACCACAACAACAGUUGCAACAACAAAUGCUGAAUGACCCCACUAUGUUGCAACAAAUGUCAAGCAAUCCUAUGCUUUUAAACCGAGUUGUUGGUGCACAGAGUGGAGGUUUAAGAGCGGCACUUUUAGCGAAAAUGGCAGGCUAUGGUGGAGCUGCAGACGGAACAGCCUAUAACCCUCAAAGUCAAAUGAAUUUGAGUUCACUCAAAAAUCAAAUAACAGAUGUCAAAAAGUCAAACAUAGACAUACAGAAGCAAAUAAGUGAAAACGAAAAGAAACUAGAAUAUGACAGACACACAAAGAAACUCAAUGAGUUAAACGUAGAGAAAAAGAAGAAAGAAGAACAACUGAAAGAACUAAGUACAGAGGAAUAUGCGAAAAAAGUGUCAGAAAAAGCAGCAGAAGUAGCAAAAAUGGAACAAGAUGUCAUAAAUUUGAAAAACCAUACUACUCAAUAUAAAAUACUGAAAGAUGAAGAGAUAAAACAAAAAGCCCUGAAGACAUAUAUGGAUAGCGAUGAGUAUAAAAAAGAAGUUGAAGCAAAUGUAAAGGCAGAAAAACUUUUACAGUUGCAAAACCAAACCGUACAGUAUGAAAACUUAGCACAAGAAAGUAAAAAUAACGACGCAGCCAUGCAAAAGGCAAUUGAAAAAGCGCAGAAUAUAUAA
Molecule: messenger RNA, 738 nt
Organism: Trichomonas vaginalis G3
Lineage: Eukaryota; Parabasalia; Trichomonadida; Trichomonadidae
Product: protein of unknown function, DUF4106 family
Exons: 1
Coding region: 1-738 (245 amino acids)
Source: RefSeq, a predicted model, not a curated record